UUAUGUUCCUCAGGUCAGUUUGGCCAACUCCCACCAUCCAACAACUACUUCCCACCAUUUUUUUUUUAUUCAAACCAUCUUCUUCCACAUUUUUUUUUCAUUUUCCAUUUUCUUUUUGAAUUUCCAUUGCUUGUAAGACCAGAAUUUGUGAGUUGCUGUUUAUUGUUGAAGUUUGGAAGGAGUUUCUGGGUGAUAAAACACAAUUUCGAUUGUUUUCGUGUUUCGUUUGAUGUGUCCAUUCUCAACCACUUGUAUGAUUAUUAUUAUUAUUAUUUGGAGUAACUUCAUUUUAUGCUGUCUGUCCUGACACAGUUGCAGCUUCUGUUCACCAACUUUCCAACCCACUUCCCAACAAUACAUAUUAUUUAGUACCCAUCUUCUCUUUAUUAACUACCAGUGCAAUGUUCCUUCGUAUAUCAACUGGAACUGGAACUGGAACUGGAAAGUUGAGCUUGCAUUUGCUAUAGUUAAUCACCAAGCAUUACUAGUAUGUUGGCUUUCUUAGUUUCAUUUCUGCCCUUCUUGUUCCUCCUCUCCAGCCCUCUGCCUCUGAAGCCUUUGCCUUCAUGGGUGAAUGAGCUCAGGUUGGUGUUCUUCCUGUUUUGGCAAGAACUCAUAUACUACUCCUUCCAAGGGUUGAGGAAUUAUGCUGAGGAUAUGCCCAGCAACCUUAUCAAUAUGUUUGCAGUGCGACCUUCCACUGCUAGAAUUACUGCCCAUGUGGAGGAAAUGCAAGAGAGGACAAUAUUGGAUUUGCCUGAACUGGCUUUGGACUGCAUCUUGGAGAAACUGUCACCUGUUGGGCUGUGUAACAUGGCUGGUGUCUGCCAUGCUCUCAGGGAUAGGUGUGCAAGUGACCAUCUCUGGAAGAGACACAUGAGGGAAAAGUGGGACAGAGUGUUUGCCUUUACAGCAAAUAAAGAUUUAAGCUUGAAUUUACCUUCAAGGAGAGUGGAAGCUAGUGAUAAAGAGAAGAGUCUUGCUCAACCAGAGGGUUACAUUGGAUCCCUGUCUCAUCUCUGGCCUCUAUCCUGGUUCAAACCAAGGACUGAUGAUGGUGGUAACAACAAGUCUCCUUCUUCUUCUUCUUCUUCUUCUUCUUCUUAUACUGCUCUGCCCGUUGAUUCAAUCAUGUCCUGCUAUUUGGCUCUUCAAAGUGGCAGGAUUUGGUUCCCUGCACAGGUUUACAACCGUGAGAAUGGCAGUGUGGGGUUUUUGCUGUCAUGUUAUGAUGCAGAACUCAGUUAUGACUCGAGGACAGAUUCGUUCUAUGCAAGCUUCUUGCUGCUCAGGUAUCCACCUCAUGGAAUAAGGACAACAAAUAUAGAGGAUGGAGUGAAAUGGGACAGAAUUAGAGUAUCACCAGUUGAUACUUCUGCGCAUGAUCUUCAUGUGUCCGAUUGUUUGAAUGACUUGCACCCUGGUGAUCAUAUUGAGAUUCAAUGGAGAAAAAGCAAAGAAUAUCCAUAUGGUUGGUGGUAUGGAGUUGUUGGCCAUUUGGCUUCAUGCAAUGGAAAUAAGCAUUUUUGCCACUGUCACGAUAAUGAAAGCAUCAUAUUAGAAUUCAACCAAUACACUCCCAGUUCAAGAUGGAGGCAGGUUGCCAUAGACAGAAAAGAUCAUCGGGAAUUUGGGAAUGAAACCAAUGGAUUCUAUGGAGGAAUUAGGAAACUACAUAGCAAGGACGAGAUCUCCGCAUGGAGGAGUAUGUGGCCCACCAAGACAUUAGAAUAGAUCUUGUCUCUAGUUCAUUGCUUGGUAUCAGCAUUCCUCUAUGUUGUCUGAGUUGCUAGUGCCAAGUAUCAAAAGUUUGAUCGGUUUGUGUUGACCCAACACGGUUUAAUGCACAAUUGUACAUAAUCCAUAGAUUAAUUUUGAUUGAUGUUUUGAGAUUGA
Molecule: messenger RNA, 1896 nt
Organism: Dioscorea cayenensis subsp. rotundata (Guinea yam)
Lineage: Eukaryota; Viridiplantae; Streptophyta; Magnoliopsida; Dioscoreales; Dioscoreaceae
Product: F-box protein At2g32560-like
Exons: 5
Coding region: 490-1734 (414 amino acids)
Molecular function (GO): protein binding
Source: RefSeq, a predicted model, not a curated record